This is a messenger RNA of Centruroides sculpturatus (bark scorpion), 1226 nucleotides long. RefSeq names its product tyrosine decarboxylase-like. NCBI's taxonomy places the organism in Eukaryota, Metazoa, Arthropoda, Arachnida, Scorpiones, Buthidae. The record is from RefSeq and is a predicted model, not a curated record. The coding region runs from base 150 to 1226 and encodes 358 amino acids. The transcript has 11 exons. Gene Ontology annotation, molecular function: pyridoxal phosphate binding; carboxy-lyase activity. Gene Ontology annotation, biological process: amino acid metabolic process.
CUCAAUAUAUCCUGCGUAACGUCACACUUCAACGUCAUGCAACGUCACGUUUACCUAUGCAGCCAUAAUAUAUAUAAAAUACCAUUUAAGCAUACGUACACAAGUAAUAGUAUUCUUCAAGUUGUAUUGUACUAGUAGACUAGACAGCUAUGGACUCUUUAGAAUUUCAACUUAGGAGCAAACAACUUGCCGAAUGUAUCGUUAGCUAUAGACAAAACGUUCACACUUUACGCGUUAAAGCAGAUGUGGAACCGGGAUAUCUUACCACUUAUCUACCAGAAUCGGCACCUAAAGAUGGAGAAGAUUGGGCAAAAAUUAUGGCGGAUGUACAAAAUUACAUCAUGCCCGGUAUUACCCAUUGGCAGCAUCCUCAAUUCCACGCUUAUUUUCCUUGUGGUAACAGCUAUCCUUCAAUACUGGGAGAUAUGUUAGCAUCAGCCUUUGGAGCUGUUGGAUUUAGUUGGGUUGCCUGCCCCGCUUUUACUGAAUUGGAAGUUGUAAUGAUGAAUUGGAUUGGUAAAAUGCUAGGAUUACAGGAUGAAUUUUUAUUUUCUUCUGAUAGCUUAGGCGGUGGUGUCAUACAGGGUUCGGCCAGUGAAUGUGUUUUAGUUUGUCUUCUAGCGGCACGUCAUAAGAAACUGAAGGAGUUAAAACAACAAAAUCCAAAAGUAGAUGAAACGAUUUUGUUAUCGAAAUUAGUAGCUUACACUUCGCAAGAAGCUCACUCGUGCGUAGAAAAAGCCGCCAUGAUCGGUUUCGUAAAGAUACGACGCCUAGAAACAGAUGAAAAUUACAGAUUAAGGGGUGGCAUCUUAGCUGAAGCCAUCAAGGAGGAUCAAGAACAAGGAUUAACACCAUUUUUCGUAUCAGCUACAUUGGGUACUACUUCUUGCUGUUCGUUCGAUGACUUAACCGAAUUAGGACCUUUGUGCGAAGAACACGAUAUCUGGUUGCAUGUAGAUGCAGCUUAUGCAGGAAAUGCCUUGAUAUGUCCGGAAUUUCGUUAUCUUUCUCAAGGCUUAGAAUAUGCCAGUUCUUUUAAUGUAAACUUACACAAAUGGCUAUUGGUAAAUUUGGAUUGUUCUCUUAUGUGGGUCAAAAAUAAAACGCACUUAAUGGAGCCGCUGACAGUUGAUCCUAUUUAUCUUCAACACAACCAAUCCAGUAAGUUUUAUUCCUGCAUAAAGUGGUGCCAUCUGGCAGAUAAAAAUAUAAAAGUUUAUUAA